AUGGCUUCAGGUAAAUCCCCUUUUGAUUUGCAGACAUGUGCGCGGCCGAAUAUAUUGAAGUUGCAGCCGUAUAGAUGUGCAAGAGAUGACUACAAAGACGAUGGUACCAAUAUCCUAUUAGAUGCCAACGAAAAUGCUUUCGGUCCCUCUCUACCACUCAAUGGCUCUGCUGUACCCUCGAGCGGCUCCGAAGUACCAUCUAUAGACUUCCUUGGUCUUCAUCGCUAUCCGGAUCCUCAUCAGCACCCGCUGAAAGACCUUCUUUGCCGGCUCCGAAAUACACAUGUACACACUCCAAAAGAUUUAACUCCCGAGAAUUUGUUCGUAGGUGUGGGAAGCGACGAGGCAAUCGAUGCCCUGAUCCGCUGUUUCUGUGUGCCUGGACAAGACAAGAUCCUAGUUUGUCCGCCCACUUAUGGAAUGUAUUCGGUGUCGGCGCAAGUCAACGAUGUUGAUCUUGUCAAGAUACCAUUGUUGCCGGCCCCAGAUUUUGCUCUAGAUGUCGAAUCAAUUUCUUCCACUCUUUCUUCACCCGACGCCAAACAUAUUAAACUUAUCUAUAUUUGUUCUCCCGGUAACCCUACUGGAUCGCUGAUCAGAAAGCAAGAUUUACAAGCAGUGCUGGAACACCCAACGUGGAACGGAGUGGUCGUUAUGGAUGAGGCAUAUAUUGAUUUCGCGCCUGAAGGAUCAUCAGUUGCAGAGUGGGUUUCGGAAUGGCCUAAUCUGGUGGUUAUGCAGACUCUGUCCAAGGCCUUUGGCCUCGCCGGUAUCCGUCUCGGAGCAGCUUUUACAUCACCGCCCAUUGCAUCCCUGUUAAACAACAUGAAAGCGCCCUAUAACAUCCCAAAUCCAACUAGUGAAAUCGCCAUCUCAGCUUUGAAAGAGAGUGGCUUAGAAGUCAUGAGAGACCACAGAGCGGCAAUACUUGAGCAGAGGGAUAGACUUUUGAACGAGUUACCAAAGGUUAACGGCGUGGGAAGGUUUCGAGGAGGCACAGAAAGCAAUUUCUUGCUUGUAGAAAUGUUGGAUAGCCAAGGCAAGCCUGAUAAUGUGACAGCCUUGAGUGUAUAUGAGAAGCUUGCAGAGAAUAGAGGAGUUGUGGUAAGAUUUAGAGGGAAAGAACAUGGAUGUUUAGGCUGUUUGCGUAUAACGGUUGGGACCGAUAAGGAGGUUACGAGAUUUUUAAAGGAGAUAGAAAAUGUUCUUACGCAAGUUCAUAGCGAAGGUGCCGCGACCAACGGAGAGACGGAGGAAAAGAAAGAGAACGAAGCGAACGGAGUGAUAUCGUAG
Messenger RNA from Glarea lozoyensis ATCC 20868, 1293 nucleotides. Its product is annotated as PLP-dependent transferase. The record is from RefSeq and is a predicted model, not a curated record. NCBI's taxonomy places the organism in Eukaryota, Fungi, Ascomycota, Leotiomycetes, Helotiales, Helotiaceae. The transcript is spliced from 2 exons. The coding region runs from base 1 to 1293 and encodes 430 amino acids. Gene Ontology annotation, molecular function: L-histidinol-phosphate:2-oxoglutarate transaminase activity; pyridoxal phosphate binding. Gene Ontology annotation, biological process: L-histidine biosynthetic process.